Molecule: messenger RNA, 1766 nt
Organism: Strongylocentrotus purpuratus (purple sea urchin)
Lineage: Eukaryota; Metazoa; Echinodermata; Echinoidea; Camarodonta; Strongylocentrotidae
Gene: dnajc1
Product: dnaJ homolog subfamily C member 1
Exons: 10
Coding region: 28-1644 (538 amino acids)
Cellular component (GO): endomembrane system
Source: RefSeq, a predicted model, not a curated record
GCGCUAUGACACAAAUCAUUUGCCAACAUGGCGAGAAGCAGACGAUAUCUCCACUGUCUGAACUUUUCCGAAUUUUCAGCAAUGUUUGUUUGGUAUAUUUUGUUUCUGUUGGCAUUUUCUUCUUCGUCUGAUGCUUGGGAUCAAACCGACCUAGAACUGUUUGAUUUGGUAGAGGAAAUACAGCUGAAUUUCUAUGAAGUCUUGGAGAUUGAUCAGAGUGCUAGUCAGUCAGACGUUCGUAGAGCUUACAGACGGCUCAGUCUCCAGCUGCAUCCUGAUAAGAACAAAGAAGAAAAUGCGGAAGAAAAAUUCAGACAGUUGGUGGCAGUAGCAGAAAUUCUCAAAGACGAAGACACCAGAAAGAGGUAUGAUGAGAUUGUGGAGCAUGGCCUACCCGACUGGAGACAGCCGGUGUUCUACUACAGAAGAGUCCGUAAGAUGGGACUCCUUGAACUCAGCCUCUUACUCUCUGUCAUCCUGUCUGUGGGCCAUUACCUGGUCAUCUGGUCAAUGUACUUUGAAAGGAUGCUGGAAAUAGAAGCAUUGAUCAAGCCCAAGAAAGAGAAGAAGGGCAAGAAGGCCAAACAACAAGCUGCCAACCAGGCCGCAACCGAACAGAUCACAGAGAUUCUCCUACAGGAUCCCAACCUGAUCCAGAAGCCUAAGCUUGCCGACAUCCUCCCCUGGAGGCUGGCCUGUCUGACCAUAGGAACCAUCCGUAGCCUUCCAGGAACCUACAGGAGCGUCCUGGAGUACUGGAGAGCCAGAAGGAAAGCAAAGGAGGAGGAGGAGGAGCUUGAUGAAGGGGAUGAAGAGGGAGAGGAGAGUAGCAGGAGGAAGGAGCAGGGCCCCAGGGAGAAACAGAGGUUGGAUCCGGCGAUGUUAGAUUACGAUCGCUCGGCCAGUGCCUCUGUGACGAUGACGACUGCCGGAGAGGCAGCCAGGAUGAAUGGAGGUCUUGGAGCAAGUGGUGCAAGCGACUCUGAUAAAACUAAAACAAGCUUUGAAUGGACGGCUUCAGAAGUGUCCAGUCUAGUGAAAAUUAUGUCUAAAUAUCCUGGAGGAACAACUGAUAGGUGGACCAGAAUAGCGGAGGAAAUCAAGAAACCAGUUGAUGUGGUGACCAAGAAAGCAAAACAGUUGAAAAGUCAAAAAUUUGCAACAAAUGUUGAUGCUGCUGCACAAGGCAUCACAGGGGGUAUUAAACACACGAUAUCGAGCAAAAGAACUGGUUUGGGACUGAUAACGGAUGGCGUAAUCACCAAUUCAAUUGACGAGGUGGAUUGGGAAGAGGCUGGAUCUAAAAAGAACAGAUCGACCAAACCUGUCAGAUCAAAAGAUAGAACUCUUAUGAUUGCCUCUGAAAAACAAAGUAGUGACCAAAGUGAUACAAGUGUCAGUAAUCGAGUCUUACAAAACAAAGAAGUGGAUGACCUUGUCAAUGAGAGCUGUGCAUGGUCUCAGCGCCAGCAGAAGGUCUUAGAGAAAGCCAUGCAGGUCUACCCCAGAAGUGUGGACGAUAGAUGGGACAAGAUUGCAGACAGUGUACCGGGCAAAACAAAGGAGGAGUGUAUAAUCCGCUACAAGGAACUUGUGGAGGUUGUUAAAAGGAGAAAACAACAAACACCUUCAGCCGAAAGAUGAUGAUGGUUGCUUCGAAUGCAUGACAAAUCUCAUUAACUGUACAUUUUAUUUUUCUGUUGUUAUUGUUUGAAGAGUUUACCGUUAUUCCGAAAGGAGCUAAAUCCAUUUUUGUAACUUCAGAG